Messenger RNA from Beauveria bassiana ARSEF 2860, 987 nucleotides. RefSeq lists its product as uncharacterized. Lineage: Eukaryota; Fungi; Ascomycota; Sordariomycetes; Hypocreales; Cordycipitaceae. The transcript has 2 exons. Bases 1 to 987 code for a protein of 328 amino acids. The record is from RefSeq and is a predicted model, not a curated record.
AUGGCUGUUCUGCCCGGCCAGUGGCCGCUGCACCUGCUUUUUCUGCCUUUGUUCGCCCUACUGAUCCAAGGUCAGAUGUACAAUACUGGCACCACUGGCACCACUGGCACCACUGGCACCACUGGCACCACCGGCACCACCGGCACCACUGGUAGCAGCAGCAGCACCAUCACCCGCCAAAACAACCUCACAUUCCUCGGAGUAUUUGGCAACCUUCAGCGCUUCCCGGCCAGUAAUCCAGUAUACGAGGUCGGGGGCCAAGUUACGAUAAGCUGGGAGACCGUGUACGACACCGUCGAUAUUUGGUUGGGGCAGAUGUACCCAAACACGCCGUCCGGGACGCCACAGUUGCAAGCCGGAAUUUCAAACGGCACGUAUACCUGGCACCCCAGUCUUGAUAACUUUCCAUCUUCUCUUGGCAAGGGUCAAGAUGCCAUCCUAUAUUUUCAGGCGUACGAAGGCGGCAGUCGCGGCCCGCCGACACAAAGCCACUCAUUCAACCUGACACUGCCCGAUGAGUCUUCCUCGACGUCGGGGGAGCCAUCAGCGACGUCGAUACCGAGCGCAGAAGGCAUUGCAUCAGGAUCAAACGCAGGGCUGUCAGGGGCUGCCAUUGCAGGCAUCGCCGUCGGCGCCACGCUUGGCGCCGCGCUGCUGGCUCUGUGCGCCGGCCUCGCUUUCUACAGCUGGCGUCGGCGGCAGAAGAGGUACGGAGCAUAUGGGGACAUGGACAGUGAGGCAAAGAGCCAGUUUGAACCCGGGCAUUCGUCGGCGCUGGAUCUGUACGCCGAGGCGCUGGGUGACGUGCCCCCGGUUGAGCUGAGCUGCGAUGGUGAAAUUCGUCCGGAGCUGGAUGCCGCGACCACGAUGCGAUUUCCGCCGCCGCCCGAGGCAUCAACAACCCAUCAGACUGAAGCGACAAAGACGCAACUUCAUCCCUGGACUCGCUGGUUCAGACGCAUUCGACAGUCGCCACGGAAGCGAUGA